AUGAAAUUAUUCGGUAUAUUAGUAUCAUUUAUCUGCGUAAAUGUUUUGGCAGGUGAACUUAUAACGGAUUAUAUAAGGACGGUUGAAAAUACAAACACGCAAAUUCAGAAUUCUGCAGAAAAUUUGGAGGAAUUAAUUACACACUUGAUAGAUACAAAUGACGAUACACCAGGAGAUAUUAUAGAAGAAAUGAUUCUUUGGUUCACUGUACCGGAACUUGCAGAUACUAGCACCUCUGGCCGUAUAAAACGUUCCAUAAGGGUACAAGUCGAUUUUCAGAAAACAAUAUUUAAGACAAUAGGUACUCCUAUGCCUGCUGAUACAACCAAAAGUAUUGAAACUUUAAAAUUGCCCGACCUUGGAAGGACGAGAAGAGGUCUUACUGGAAAUGCUAUUAUAAAUGUGCUUACCAAAAAAUUAGCUGAAACGAUAAACACUGUUGAGUACGCCUUGUCUCUUCAAAGAAGUUGUAAUUUGAUAGCAAUGUGGAUUAGUCUAAUAACGUCUAAAAAAAUGGAUUGUACAAUAGACUCCAAUUAUAAGUAUUGUAAAGUAUUAGAUGAUAACAAUAAUUAUGUAAAAUACAUGUCACUUGAGAACGGCUAUUAUCAAGUCGAUAAAAAGGGUAAUCAAAUAGGAGAAUUAAUUGUACAGCUACGCGACAAGUCCAGUUUUCCACGAUUUGAGAAAUAGUUAAGAACUACUCCAUUUUAGGCUAGUAAUCAA
This is a messenger RNA of Adelges cooleyi (spruce gall adelgid), 726 nucleotides long. RefSeq lists its product as uncharacterized. The transcript has 10 exons. Bases 1 to 693 code for a protein of 230 amino acids. The record is from RefSeq and is a predicted model, not a curated record. NCBI's taxonomy places the organism in Eukaryota, Metazoa, Arthropoda, Insecta, Hemiptera, Adelgidae.